AUGGCCCCUCGCCGUGGCAGUCUCCUCAGCGCCCUGGUCCUCGCCGCGUCCUUCCUGGCACUGUGCCAGGUGCGCCAAGCAUUCGUCACUACUCCCGCGGCGCCUGCUACGAGGGAGACGAAGGCUCUGGCCGCAGCCGUUGCCGUGCUCGGCCUGACGACGGAUCCAGUGUUCGCCGCAGGGAGCAGCCCCUACGACGAGAGGCAGCAGGAGGCUGCGAACGUCUUCGUCGGGCUCGUCGUCUUUGGCCUCUUCGCCGGGGUUACGAUCUCGGUCGCCCUGAACAAGCUGUACACGGAGAACGCCGUGGACAAGCCCGACAGCACCCCGAAGCAGCUCAAGGGGGAAGACCAGAUUAUUUAG
Prorocentrum cordatum is the source of this 363-nucleotide messenger RNA. NCBI's taxonomy places the organism in Eukaryota, Dinophyceae, Prorocentrales, Prorocentraceae. The record is from the annotation of a GenBank genome assembly.